Oikopleura dioica is the source of this 1176-nucleotide messenger RNA. NCBI's taxonomy places the organism in Eukaryota, Metazoa, Chordata, Appendicularia, Copelata, Oikopleuridae. The record is from the annotation of a GenBank genome assembly.
AUGUCUACAGAUAGAAACACACUCAACCUUUACGAUGUUAUUCACCAAUUCAACACACAGAUGCUCCAAUUUCAUAAUAAAACGCGAAAGCUUGCUAUUCGAAUCGAUGAGCUUUUGAGACUAGAGACAGAUAGAGAGGCAGGGCUCCGAGCAAUCAGAGGACUUGCCGAUGGAAUAGACAAGGAUUUUGAGGCAGCAGCAAUUUUUGAACAAAUCCUUAGUGGAUCAGACGACGAAAUAUCAGUGGAUGAAUCUGAUUCAUCCGAGUCCGACUAUGAUGACAGUGAUGACGAAACAUACACUCCAUCAACACCACCACAAACUCGAGGUAACGUUCGGUCUCGACCGACGCCAGUCAAACCGUCAAAUUCACGAGAAAGACAAGCUAACUACGGUUGCAAGAGAAAACUGGAAUUCUCUUCAGAUGAACAGCCUGCAAAGCGUCAUAAUUCUGCUGGAUCUAUGUCGCAUGUCGAAUCCGAGACGCAAGAUAUUUUCGACUCUUUGGAAGAUAGUCAGUCUGGCUUUCGACCAAUUUCUCCCAAUGCUGCGGGACCUAGUCAUGAAUACCCUCAAAGCCAGAAAUGGCAGCUUCGAUCGCCAAUGAUUGACCUUAAAGACAGAGUCAGUCCAAUCUCUUCUUCCAAAUCAUCCCCUGAAAAAGGUCGAGCUUCUCAAAAAUCUGAAGCUAUGGAAAUCGUUACAAGUGUCAUCGAUUUUAACAAAGAUUCUGAAGCUACCGAUAAUUCCAUCAUCGAUUUGACAGUUGAUUCUCCUCAGCAAGAAGAAAUGCGGGUGGACGGCCCUCCGGAAAUUAUCGACCUAACAAUUGACGAUUUCGAAAAUGACUCGGAAUUUGAAGAACUCGCUAUUCGAAAUAAUGAGGAAUUCGAAAGAGAAGAAAUGCGACAAAUCGUUUCCGAGUAUGAAGGUAUUACUUCUCCCGCAAGAUCGGAUACCAUCAUACACGCAAGACUCACCCCAUAUCUUCUUAGCGAGUCUGAUGACGAACCGUCUGAUAACUCGGUGGUCUCCUACGAUGAUGGAUACAACGGAAUCCGAGGCCAGUACCUCUCCCCAGAAGAAGCCGAGCUGCUCUUCGACAGAGAAAUAGAAGACCUUUACGAAAUCUUGGGUGUCACUUACGAAGAUCCUCCAGCCGCGCUCUCUCCCUAA